UAGGAAGGCCCGCUUGUUGUCAUGGAAACGCAGUGUGUCCACUCUCAUACCUGACAUUUUUGACCUAUUAAUAAAACCUAUUGGUUUUACAUAUUAGCUUUAUAGGCAGCGCAGACCGUUUGACGCGUCCCAGUGGUCGUUAAGUGCAGCUGGACGUUCUGCGUGGACUAUUAUUGGGGCGGUGACGCCCCCCGCAGUCAGCGUGCUGUGGGCGCUCGGACCCACGCCGCUGGGCUCCUCUCCGUCCGUCCAUAACCCGGAGGAGGCACAAUGACGGGCAGCAUCGCGGGACUCGAGAGGUUCGACAGUCCGGGAAAAGGCCGAGGCCUCCGCGUUACGAGACCGUUCAAAGUGGGCGAGCUGCUGUUUUCCAGCCCUGCCUACGCCCACGUGCUGUCUUUAAAGGAGAGAGGCUGCUACUGCGAAUUCUGCUUCACCAGGAAAGAAGGUUUGGCAAGAUGUGGGAAGUGCAAGAAAGCGUUCUACUGCAACGUGAAAUGCCAGAAAGGAGACUGGUCCAUGCACAAGCUGGAGUGCUCGGCCAUGACUGCGUUUGGUGAGAACUGGGGCCCGUCAGAGAUGUCGCGGCUGAUGGCCCGAAUCCUCGCAAAGAAGAAAUCGCAGAAAGAAAGGUCUGCGUCGGAGAAGAUUCUACUGAUCGGGGAGAUGCAGUCGCAUGUGGAGGAUGUAGACAAUGAGAGGAGAGAAAUGAAUGAGGUCGAUAUUGCUGCACUGCAUCGGUUCUACUCCAAGCACUUGGAGAUGCCUGACCACAAAGACCUUCUCACACUGUUUUCUCAGGUUGCCUGCAACGGUUUCACCAUAGAGGAUGACGAACUCUCCCACAUGGGAACUGCAGUCUACCCAGACGUGGCACUGAUAAACCACAGCUGUCUCCCCAGCGUCAUUGUCACAUACAACGGGACGGCAGCUGAGGUCCGAGCGGUGCAGGACAUGAAGCCUGGAGACGAGGUUCUGAUCAGCUACAUAGACCUCCUCUACCCGACAGAGGACCGCAACGACAGGCUGAGAGAGUCCUACUACUUCACCUGUGACUGUCAGGAAUGCAAAAGCAAAUCCAAAGACGGGGCAAAGUUGAAAGUGCGUAAGCAGAGUGACCCCAUUGAGCAGGAGGUCGUCAGCAACAUGAUGCGCUACGCCAGGAAAACCAUCAGGGAGUUCAGAGCGCUCAAACACGUUAAGACCCCUAGUGAGUUACUGGACGUGUGUGAACACAGCCUGGAGAAGAUGGGAGGCGUCUUCGAUGACUCCAACGUCUACAUGCUUCACAUGAUGUACCAGGCCAUGGGCAUCUGCAUCCACAUGCAAGAUGCUGGCGGUGCUGUCGCGUACGGCGAGAAGAUCCUCAAACCCUACACCCAGCUGUAUCCGCCCUACUCCUUGAACGUGGCGUCCAUGUAUCUGAAGCUGGGCAGACUGUACAUGGGGCUGGACAGGCACUCGAUGGGCAUCAGUGCAUUCAAGAAGGCGAUGGCUAUAAUGGAGGUGGCUCAUGGCAAAGAUCACGUUUACUUGGCUGACUUGCGCAAAGACAUGGCACAAAAAUGAACAUAACGAAGAGAAGAUUCGAUUCCCAUGGACUGUAUUUAUUUAUUUCAUGUUUUUCCUGCUAAAGCAAUGAGAGAGGAUUUGUGUUUUUAUGCAUAUAUUUACCUUUGAAUUUCACAUCUACGUUAGUGAAACACUGUGAAUGCAGGAUUCUUUUGUACUAAGGAUGAAUGUAAUGUUUAUCUUUGAUAAUCUAAAAUUGUGGUAGCAGCUGCUUCUUUUCCAGACCGUUAUAAAUGUUGCAACACA
Molecule: messenger RNA, 1818 nt
Organism: Betta splendens (Siamese fighting fish)
Lineage: Eukaryota; Metazoa; Chordata; Actinopteri; Anabantiformes; Osphronemidae
Gene: smyd2b
Product: SET and MYND domain containing 2b
Exons: 12
Coding region: 271-1569 (432 amino acids)
Cellular component (GO): nucleus
Molecular function (GO): protein binding
Source: RefSeq, a predicted model, not a curated record